Molecule: messenger RNA, 2445 nt
Organism: Bacidia gigantensis
Lineage: Eukaryota; Fungi; Ascomycota; Lecanoromycetes; Lecanorales; Ramalinaceae
Gene: RHP54
Product: DNA repair protein rhp54
Exons: 1
Coding region: 1-2445 (814 amino acids)
Biological process (GO): double-strand break repair via synthesis-dependent strand annealing; reciprocal meiotic recombination
Cellular component (GO): nucleus
Molecular function (GO): ATP binding; DNA translocase activity; hydrolase activity, acting on acid anhydrides
Source: RefSeq, a predicted model, not a curated record
AUGCAUCAAAACCAUAUCUCGGACGCUCAGGCGAACAAGGAAAAUACACCGCCUGUGCAAAAGCCCGCGCGACUUUAUGGUGGAGGACCAAAGUCAAUAGACCGUCUAAUAACGCCAUUCAGGUGUCCAGGUAGUAGUACACCCACUCGGGCCUCGGAAAAGCCAGUACGCAAAAGGCGAAAGGUCAGCUACGCUGAUGCGGAUGGCAGUAUAGAAGACGGGAAAGCGGCUUGGACAAACGAGGAGAGACUGGCCUUGAGCAACAGAGAUGCCAACAAAUUUCCCACAUUCAAAGUCAAAGAUAAAGAAACGCAAUUUCGUCAACGCUUUGCUGUGCCAUUGAUCAAUAAAUCGUUAGGCACUUAUAAUCCCACUCGACCACCACCAACACUUGGGCUUCGGACAGGAGCGGUAUUCGUGGCCAAGGCAUUACACGAUCCUAGUGGGGAAUUUGCCAUAGUACUCUAUGAUCCUACAGUAGAUGGGGGGCCUAAAAUCAAAGAUCCGGCACAAGAAGCGGGCGGAGAAGAUUCAAAACCGAAGCUGGAUGUGCCGUUGAUGCACAAGAGCCUGGCAGACAUUUUAGGCUUGAAGAAACAGAUCACUGAUGAGCACCCCAAAAUACCUGUCGUCAUUGAUCCAAGGCUUGCAAAAGUCUUACGGCCGCAUCAAGUUGAAGGUGUCAAAUUUCUAUAUCGCUGUGCCACCGGGCUGAUCGAUGAGAAGGCGAACGGGUGCAUUAUGGCAGAUGAGAUGGGUCUCGGGAAGACUCUACAGUGCAUUACCUUGAUGUGGACUCUCUUGAAACAAUCCCCCGAACCAGGCAAAAGUACGAUAUCAAAGUGUAUAAUUGCAUGCCCGUCUAGUCUGGUGCGCAACUGGGCAAAUGAGCUCGUGAAAUGGCUCGGCAAGGACGCCGUAACCCCUUUCGCCAUCGACGGAAAAGCCUCGAAAGCUGAGCUAACUUUACAGCUUCGACAAUGGUGCAUCGCUAGUGGAAGAGCUGUGGUCAGACCUGUACUCAUCGUAUCGUAUGAGACAUUACGCCUCAACGUGGAUGAGCUGAAGAGUACCCCUAUUGGCUUGUUACUAUGUGAUGAGGGUCAUCGUUUGAAGAAUGGAGAGUCCCAGACAUUUGAGGCAUUGAAUGGACUGAAUGUCAGCAGACGCGUCAUUCUCUCGGGGACCCCUAUCCAAAACGAUCUGUCAGAAUAUUUCUCUCUGCUCAACUUUGCGAAUCCCAAUCUUCUCGGUACUCGCAUGGAAUUCAGAAAGCAGUACGAGAUCCCUAUUCUUCGCGGUCGUGAUGCAGCAGGAUCGGAUGCCGAUCGCCAGAAAGGCGAUGAGCGACUUCGUGAACUGCUCGAGCUUGUGAACAGGUUCAUUAUUCGCCGAACGAAUGACAUCCUCUCAAAGUACCUACCGGUCAAAUACGAGCAUGUCGUUUUCUGCAACCUCAGCCCAUUCCAAUUGAAGCUCUACAACCACUUCAUACAAAGUCCGGAUAUCAAAUCGCUUCUUCGCGGCAAAGGCAGUCAGCCAUUGAAAGCUAUUGGUAUGCUCAAGAAACUGUGCAAUCAUCCGGACCUUCUAUCUCUACCAGACGAUCUUCCAGGCUGUGAUGACUUCCUUCCGGAUGAUUUUGUACCCAAAGACUCUCGGGGACGAGAUCGUGACGUUAAGGUCUGGUACUCUGGCAAAAUGCAGGUCCUGGACCGAAUGUUAGCCCGCAUCCGUGCAGACACCAAUGAUAAGAUCGUUCUUAUUAGCAAUUACACCCAGACUCUAGACCUAUUUGACAAACUUUGUCGUUCGCGACAAUAUGGCUGCUUACGCCUUGACGGCACCAUGAAUGUUAACAAGCGGCAAAAGCUUGUCGACAAGUUCAAUGAUCCGGAUGGGGAAGAGUUCAUCUUCCUCCUAAGUAGCAAAGCUGGAGGGUGUGGCCUGAACCUCAUCGGUGCAAAUCGUCUUGUUUUGUUCGAUCCUGAUUGGAACCCUGCAGCGGACCAGCAAGCACUCGCUCGUGUCUGGCGCGAUGGGCAGAAGAAAGACUGCUUCGUUUACCGCUUCAUUGGCACUGGAUCCAUCGAGGAGAAGAUCUUCCAACGCCAAUCUCACAAGCAAUCACUCUCAUCCUGUGUGGUGGAUAGUGCUGAAGACGUUGAACGCCAUUUCACACUGGACAGCCUCCGGGAGCUCUUCCAGUUCAAGCCCGGGACCACGAGCGACACACACGACACAUUCAAGUGUAAGCGUUGCAGGAAAGAAGAUGGAAGGCAGACUAUGAAAGCGCCAGCCAUGAUGUAUGGCGAUACAAGUAGCUGGAAUCAUUUCGUCAACGACGGUGAGAGUGGACCACUCGGAGGCAUUCAGGAUCUUUUGCUCCGGCAAGAGACGAAGGAGAAGGACGUCAGUGCCGUGUUCCAAUUCAUCAGCCAUUGA